CUCACCUGCGACCAUCUACUCUGUGUUGUGGAGGAGUGAAGUCAGGAUUUCAAUGGCAGGAUACCAGCUCUGGUCACCAUGGACUCCACUGGAUGAGAACUUGAGAUGGUUGCGGCGCACAACACCUACCUUUUGCUCCAAACACCCUUUUAGAGUCUCUCAUUUCCUCUCACAGAGCCCUUCUGAACUUGAAGUACAAAGGUGUUUUCAGGAAGUCGCUGUAAUCUUAGAUAGCCCACCAGUGGAAAAUGGAGAGAGUCUGGAAUCACCUGGCCAAGCAUCACAGCAAGAGACCAGUGACAAGAAGAAUGGAUUGCUUAGGAAGCCCGAGCCCAUCCGCCUCAUUGGAGUGGAUGCUGUCUUUGGAAGGGUUAUUACAGUCCAGCCACCCAAGUGGACUGGAACCUUCAGAGUUUCAGACACAUCAGCCUUCUGCAAAAUUAUCAGCAAGGAGCAACAGUGGCCCACUGGACUCAAGGAUCCUCAGAUUGAGAUGAUAGUGGCUAUGUGCAAACAGAUGCUACGUUCGAUCCUCCUCCUAUAUGCAAUAUACAAAAAGUGCACCUUUGCCCUGCAACACUCCCAGUAAAGGGUCCCAACCUGACUCCUGUACUUCACUCCACACUCCAGGGUCUGUACCCAGAGCUUACACAGACAUGUCCAUGUAAAUUGAUCUGUAAUAUCAUGCCUGAUAUUUUGUACAUCCUUCAAGCUGUGACAACCCAGAAUUUCCUCCCCUACUUUCUCUUUAGAAUCAGUCAACGAAUCUGAGCAAGGAAGAGCAUUCCUGCUGAACAGACAUUUAAGAGUUAAACUACCAUCGGCUUGGUCAUGCAGUAAAGAACUCUUAAACAAACCACACAAACCAGCCAAUCUAGUGGGAACACACUUAAGUUCCAAAGCUAAUGAAGAGCUGGAGACAGAAAGGAAACGUUUAAAGAAGACAUGCAUGGGUUUUCUGUAUACCAGAAGAUGAAGGGAUCAAAAAUCAAAAUCUUUGUGUGGGUUAAGGACUAGUUUGAGAUCAGCCUUCUAUCAUCAAACAGAUGAUAACAACAAACCCUAACUGUACAACCCUAAUACCAAUGUGGGUAAAAGUAUUAACAAUAUUAAUCUUUACAGCUUGACUAGGAAGAAAUUGGUAGCAGCUUUGAAACUGAACUUUUUUGUUGAAGACAGGAGAGUCCCUGUUUUUAGCUCCUGGUGUACUA
This is a messenger RNA of Mesocricetus auratus (golden hamster), 1211 nucleotides long. RefSeq names its product FANCD2 opposite strand protein-like. The record is from RefSeq and is a predicted model, not a curated record. The transcript has a single exon. Lineage: Eukaryota; Metazoa; Chordata; Mammalia; Rodentia; Cricetidae. The coding region runs from base 53 to 589 and encodes 178 amino acids.